ACAAAACUUGGAUGGCGAAGAAGGAGGCAAACGUUUUGACUUGUCCCCGUUUAAUUCAUUAAACGAAAAAAAAAGAAAAAAAUCAUACGGAAGUGUCCCGGUGUUGGUGCGGUCAAAAGGAUAAAUUACGUGUUUAAACGCAAUCAUUUAGCUUAGUAUGCGGGCUAAGCAACGAUGGGGCGCAACGUCAUCAAUGAGCGACGAGAAGACGACAGUUAGCAGAAGUUAGCUUAGCCAAGGCGGCCUCCGACGAGAUGUGGAGACGAGCGGGCACCAGCGACGCUCUCGACCGGGCUCGAGCGCUACUGGCCGCCAAGAGCAACAAAAACCACGGCGACCUACGAGCAGCCGGCGCCGAUGCGGACGCCCAAAGCCGAGCGGCUCCUCCAAGCGGCAGCGACGUCUCGUCGGACUCGAGCAACCUGUGCCCGCUCGACUCGUCUUGGGGACAGCGAGGAGACGCGGCAGGGUCCCGCUCGCCGUCGCGUUUUCUGAAGAAGGCGGCGGGGUCGCGUGAAGACAGGCUGCCGUCGCGGUCCAAACCGGGCUCGCAAGCCUCCGCCCUGAGGAGGUUGGCCCUGAUCGAGAGACGCGUCCACGACCGUCAGCGAGGGGCAGGACCCCGGACCCGAAGCCCGAGCUCGGACCCGUCGCCGGCCUCGCGACCCCCGUCGUCGGCCGGUCGGGAGGCGACGCGCUCGGUGAGGAAGAAAGCUGCGGGGUCUACCCGUGGGGGGUCCAGCUCCCUGCUCGGAUGUAGCCAAAGCGCGGACAGCGAUGAGGAGGAGGUGAUGAAGCUGGUGGGAGACGGCAACUUGAGCGGGUCGUCGUCCGGGAGCAGAGCGGGCUCGAUGCUCAGCCAAAGAAGCCCGAGGUCGGCGUCCCCUCCGCCCCGCAGAGACGCCCCCAUCUCACCCUCCUCUCGCAUGGCCUCCCCCACCCGUGCUAGGCUCCCACCGGAAGCUUUGCUCGACCCCCCGAGGUCUCAAUUCUCCCCCCGGCGCGCCCCCAGUCCGACGUGCUCGUCCGGGUCGGCCCCGAAGGAGAUCCUCUCGCUGGAAGAACUUUUCCCGCUUGGAUGCGGCGCCAGCCAAGCGUCCUCACAAGAGCGCUUUUGGGUCAACGUGAAGACGUUGGAAGAUGUUGGCUCGGCCGGCAGCAGGACGGAAGCAGAAGAACCGACGCAGGUUGACGACGCAAAUUCUGGAUCGGACGAGCUACGCGGCAUCUGGGUGCCGACGGCCGACUACCAAAGUGACUUCGAGAGCGCCGGGUGUACGGAAAGCGGUCGCUGCGGUAGCAGUGGACAGGUGUCGGAACACCUGCCAGGCAACGGCGAGGAAGAAGAAGCGGUCGGGUCGACGCCACGUGAGGCCUGGACGGAAGGCGGGGACGCAUCCUCGCGGCCGUCCCACCGCCCCACGCCGCCCGCCAGAUCUCUCGGUCGGGCGUCCUCGUCAUCCUCCCCGCUGCCUGGCCAGCGCUUGAAAGAUGCGGCGGCACAGACGGACGCCGACACGUGGCCCGCGUGGGGCUCGCCCCCGUCGUUGCCGCUAACCGACCUGCUGAAGCAGCGGCUAGCCGCCGCUCGCCGCGUGGCGAGAAACAGCCGCAGGCGCCGCGACGGCCUCAUCCGCAGCCUGGGGCCUCCCGCCUACGCAUACGCCACCCUGCGCCAAACCAUGGAGCUCAUCAGUAAAACAAAGGUGGCCAGAGUGCGCGAGACACACACGUGAUUGUUCGCCGCGGACGACCACUCUCAAUUGGAAGAUCAUCAUCGCCUUCCCGACUGAGCAAGGCCGACCGCUGUGAAGAUUACUUCAUCGUCCAACGGGGCCGGCCGGAUUCAGAGGGAGCCCCGUCUUUCCGAAGGCGGCUCCAUCUUGUUCAAUGGACUCGGAUAUCAUCGUAUCGUACGAGGUUGGGUCCAAUGUUUGCCCUCCUGGGGGUUAUGGCCCUUUUCUGCCCUUUUCAAGUGACGCUCUGAGAUAUACGAUCAUGGUAUAGCCAAAAGGUCAAGCGGAGCUGCAGCGUUGCCACACCAUAACAUGAGCAGAGUUGGCUUAUGGGAAGCGGCACCAAAAUAAAAUGUUAACCAAGUGCCUCACUCAAAAUUCAGACAUGCAAUCACCUGUUUAUUGAUUUCGGGGGGGAAAAAAACAAACAUAAAAGGCUGUCACCGCUGCUUGUGGUUGGACGGGGCUGGACGAAGGUACAAACGUUGACAUUGACACGGGCCGUCAGUAGGGGUCGUUAAAGGGGUAAUGAGGAUGCCCGGCGUCGCGGGGAACCGGCUUCCCAUCCACCUGAGCAACAAAAGGCCAAGGUGAUGUCACUUUGCAACGCGCACCCGAUUGUAACAAAAGGAAGGUCUUCGACAAGCUGCUAGUAUGCUUUCAGGGCCGAUUGACGCGCCGGCCCGAUUUGCACGAAUACAGUGGAACGUUAAAUAAUCGAAAAUCCACAUCUUAUUGACCUCCAUUCAGAUGCAAAUGUUUGCCAGGAAAAACGGGGAGGGGGUGGGGGUGGGGUGGGGGGGGGGAAUCAAAAACUACAUCGGGUGCUGGUCGGCUUGUGCUUCUGAAAAUAAAAGAAUGGUAGUCUUCACUUGA
Molecule: messenger RNA, 2612 nt
Organism: Hippocampus zosterae (dwarf seahorse)
Lineage: Eukaryota; Metazoa; Chordata; Actinopteri; Syngnathiformes; Syngnathidae
Gene: c8h19orf44
Product: chromosome 8 C19orf44 homolog
Exons: 8
Coding region: 255-1736 (493 amino acids)
Source: RefSeq, a predicted model, not a curated record